Oncorhynchus keta (chum salmon) is the source of this 3517-nucleotide messenger RNA. Its product is annotated as transcription factor CP2-like. Gene Ontology annotation, biological process: regulation of transcription by RNA polymerase II. The transcript is spliced from 18 exons. NCBI's taxonomy places the organism in Eukaryota, Metazoa, Chordata, Actinopteri, Salmoniformes, Salmonidae. The record is from RefSeq and is a predicted model, not a curated record. Gene Ontology annotation, molecular function: RNA polymerase II cis-regulatory region sequence-specific DNA binding; DNA-binding transcription activator activity, RNA polymerase II-specific. The coding region runs from base 275 to 1990 and encodes 571 amino acids. Gene Ontology annotation, cellular component: nucleus.
CAUGCACCUUAAACGUUUGUUUGCGGAUCGCCAUGAUAUCAUAGAAGAAGAAUAAGCUUUCUAGCCGAGUAGAUAAACAAACUUUUUAUUAGGUUUGUAAGCGAUUAAUUCAGAUUUAAUUAACUACCAUAUACAACUCAAUUAGUUCUCGUUAUAUUCAAAUAAUCAGUGCUCACAUCGCUGUUUCCCUGAAGAGUAGUAGCGCAUGUUGGAGAUAACCAACGUUAGCUAACUAUCUCAAUAUGGAGAGAACGAGGGAGCAACAUGGCAUGCAAUGGUCGCAGGGUUAGCUAGUCAACUUACUUGGUUUCAAAGUUUGGUAGCAAAAUACAUCUACCAGGCUGUAAGAAAUUUGCAGUUUGGAAUUUUGUGGCCAGGGAUCGAGAAUUUGAGACAAGUUCGACUGCAAUCAGAUCCACGCGUCGUCAUGGCUUGGGCUCUGAAGCUGCCACUCACAGAUGAGGUGAUUGAAUCAGGUCUGGUCCAAGACUUUGAUGCCAGUCUCUCUGGCAUUGGACAAGAGCUUGGAGCUGGGGCGUACAGUAUGAGCGACGUGCUGGCCCUCCCCAUCUUUAAGCAGGAGGAGUCUAACCUGCCGCCUGACAGUGAGAACAAGAUUCUUCCUUUCCAGUAUGUUCUGUGUGCAGCUACCUCGCCUGCUAUCAAACUGCACGAUGAAACACUUACCUACCUCAACCAAGGACAGUCUUAUGAAACUCGAAUGCUUGACAAUCGGAAAUUGGGUGAACUCCCAGAAAUCACUGGCAAAAUGGUGAAGAGCAUCAUCCGCGUGGUCUUCCAUGAUCGGCGUCUUCAGUACGCAGAGCACCAGCAGCUGGAGGGCUGGCGCUGGAACAGGCCUGGAGACCGCAUCCUUGACCUGGAUAUCCCCAUGUCAGUUGGCAUGGUCGACCCCAGGGCUAACCCUACUCAACUUAACACUGUGGAGUUCCUGUGGGACCCUUCAAAAAGAACCUCGGUUUUUAUCCAGGUUCACUGCAUCAGCACAGAGUUCACUAUGCGGAAGCACGGGGGAGAGAAGGGCGUGCCUUUCCGCAUCCAGAUCGACACUUUCAAAGAGAAUGAUGGCGAAGACUAUACAGAGCACUUGCAUUCUGCCAGCUGUCAGGUCAAAGUCUUCAAGCCUAAAGGUGCAGACAGGAAGCAGAAGACCGACAGAGAGAAGAUGGAAAAGAGGGCUCCUCAGGAGAAGGAGAAAUACCAGCCCUCGUAUGAAACCACCAUCCUAACAGAGUGCUCUCCCUGGCCAGAGGUCACCUAUGUAAAUAACUCUCCAUCGCCUGGCUUCAACAGCUCACACAACAGUUUUCCAGUUGCAGAGGGCAAUGGAUCCCCCAGUCACCAGCCAGAACUAGUUGUUCAGGUAGCAGAUAUUGAAAGCUGUCUGACUGAUACAAUUUUGCCAUCCCAUCUACUUACAAGAGACGGGGAAAGCAUCCAUCAGAACCUGUUACCCGCGGCAACACCACAGGAUGCACAGCAGUGGCUCCAUAGAAACCGCUUUUCACCGUUCUGUCGGCUCUUCACUAAUUUCUCAGGAGCUGAUCUGUUGAAGCUGACCAGGGAAGAUGUCAUUCAAAUAUGUGGGCCAGCAGAUGGUAUUAGGCUCUUCAACGCGUUGAAGGGACGGGUUGUACGUCCCAGGCUGACGGUGUAUGUGUGCCAGGAAUCCCAGCAGGCUCGGGAACAGCAGCAGAAACACGAGAACGGAGACGCAGCUAGCAGUACUUUUUUCGUGUACCAUGCCAUCUACUUGGAGGACUUGACAGCAGUUGAGCUGACAGAGAAGAUCGCUCAGCUCUUCAACAUCUCACCCAGACAGAUCAGUCAGAUCUUUAAACAGGGACCCACUGGUAUACAUGUCCUGGUCAGUGACGAGAUGAUUCAAAACUUCCAGGAUGAAGUAUGUUUUGUUUUGGAUACAAUGAAAGCUGAGACGAACGACGGCUACCACAUCAUCCUGAAAUGAAAACUGUCUGGGGGAUUGUCUAGCCCCCGCUCUCUCCUGACACCCAACCCUGCCAGCCCCUCUACAGCCUUAGCCCCUGAUGUACCUGGACCAUGCUGAAGAUGACACGAUCGUUUCGCUCAACGAUUCUCCCAGAGGCUGCUCGCUACGGGGAACAUUCUGACUGAAGCACCUUGCCCAUCCUCGAUACCUUAUUGUCUUAUUUGAAAGGAGUGACACUAUUUGAGCUGCCAUAUCGAUGCAACUCUCCAGUCUCCUCCCAUGCUAAAAACACUUUUUAAAUGGUUGCAUUUUCCUGCUUUGUUGCUCAUCUGUUUGAAAAAGAGAAUGGAAGACACCCUGUCACUGCUUCAGAAUCAACAACUUUGCUGUCUUGUCUUUAGAAUUCUGUCUUGCAUAGAAAGGGAUCCACAACAAGAGAUGGAGUGCGUAUGGUCUCCGGUCUCCAUCUCCUACUAGGCUGCUGGACAUCAAGGAGUCGUUUUGUGAGCACCGUGGUCAUGGUUAAGUAGCUACGACAACAAAGCUUGCACAGGAUAUAAAAUCUUAACUAGUUUAAAGAUACAAAAUGGUUCUAAUAUCCCAUAAUUCUUUGCAUAAAUGCGGAAGCAUUCUAGACCACGGGAACAGCAAUGUGAACGAAAAUGACUGGAAGCAGUACAAAAAGUGCAAAAAUAAAAACAAUUGUAGAGAAUUUAUUCAGCAAGCACAUAGCAUAACUGUUUUUCAAAUGAUCUACAGCCAUUUUAUUACUUGGAUUUCCUGACCGCUGGUCAUGUUUUCGAUGCUAAUCCUGUGGAAUCCAACAGUGGCGCUGGUCCCAUGAAUUUGUUUAUUUGGAAUUAUCCAGGUUAGGACAAUGUAAUAUCUUCAACCUAAAAUCUUGACCGGAAGUGAUGUCAUAAUGGAAAAUGAAAGGGACACCUGCAGCAUAUAUGAGAUCCCCUCUGUUCUCCCAGGGAGCGCUGUGCUCCUGAAAGCCCACAUCUGUCAAGUUGUAUUUGUGUCGUCCAUCUGUGCAACUUUUCUAGGUCUUUAAUCACUGUCAAGAUCGCGUCAGUAUACUGUUCUGUUCAUGCCUCCCUUAUUCAUUAAACUGAUUGAUAUCACUUUCUUUAUUGACCACACAAGGUGGCAACACCAGCAACCUACUAGUCUGUCUUGCCUAUAUACCAUUAUACUGUAUCACUUUACAGUGUCAUUAAGAUGGUAUUGGACAAUUUAACUUUUUUUUGUAGUAGAUGGUUGUUUAAAAGUGUGAAUUUUGAAUCAUGUUUUAAUUUGACUGUUUUUAUAAAUGUGUAAACAGACUUGUUCUACCUUGUUUAAAGAGAAGCAGUCUACAUUGUUUUGGGAUAUUACCACUAUCAAGUAUUAAUAUAUUGUAGUGGGUUGUUUAGGGUAUACCAAAGCUACAUUUGGAAAGCUAGAGUUGGUUCCCAUUCAAUAAGGUUCUCCUGAACGCUAGAUGUUGCCCACCUUUGGCCCUCAUCCAAGUCAUCAGAACGAUUAAACUACUUACCCAUA